CGUCUAUGUUACCCCCACCUCGCUUUAUUUAUGAUGCCCAUCAAAAGUGGCUGACUUUCACUUAAGUGCAUAACGCUAAGACAAAAAUCGUCUGCUCAUCCGAGAAAUCAAACUGGCAACAAGAUUUAAAAAAAAAAAAAAAAAAAGGCGAAGGCGAGAAUGUGAGUGUUAGAAGCUCUCGAGCGUUAGGAGUGGUAUUAACAACUGCCAUAUAGGAAGCUUAAGUUUUUCCAAGACAAAUUUUUUUUGUGGUGGCUGACAGGAUGUGUAAAUUAUUAGUGGUUAUUUUGUUAUGUUUGCAAUUAAUUCUAAUGUUUGCUUCAUCAAAUGCCAAUGUUUUACAAAGGAAGAGCAAAAACUGGUGCUCUUACCAAGCUACCAAAUUAGUAUCUUGUAAGGAGAUAAACGGAACAGAGACUUUCGUCGGACAGCAGUUUCAACGUUGCUGGUACUGGCCAUACAGUGAAACAUGCGGUGGAUCUUACAGAGUAAUGAAGAGACCGAAAUACGUUACUGCAUACAAAGUGAAGACCGAAACACUCUGGAAAUGCUGUCCUGGUUAUCGUGGACCAACUUGUGAACCAGAGUCUCCUAACUCUACAAAUGGGGAAUUCCCUAAAAAAGGUGAUCGAAAGGUGAUAAACGCGAAAUGGAACAACAGAGGAGACAUUAAUCCAGAAACUCCCCGAGAUUACCCACUUCUCCCACCUACCUCUCCUGCAGACGAUUCUCGAAAUUACAAACCAAAUGAAUGUCGCUGCCCGCGUGGUCCACCUGGAUUUCCUGGAAAAGAAGGAUCCAAAGGUGACAAAGGAGAUAGAGGGCUUAGAGGGGAACCCGGUUCUAGUAUUUUCCCCACAGAUUCAACUAAUACUAGGAUCUGGUCCAGAGGUCCUCCUGGUGAACCGGGUUUACCAGGCCUAGAAGGAAGACCAGGUCGUGAAGGAAGAGAAGGUUUGCCAGGAUUACCAGGUGUAAAAGGAGAACGUGGUAACGACGGGGAGCCCGGAUUGAAUGGUUUGCCUGGCCCUGUGGGCCCACCAGGGCCGCCAGGGCCUCCAGGUCCACCCGGAUUAGGUACUAGAGGAAGUGAUGUCUUUAUACCAAGGAAAGGAGAUCUACCUCCAGACUAUGAUUAUCAGGAUAACCUAUCUAUGAUGCAGGUCGUGUUAGAGAGCAUGCAGAAGACAAAACUGGACAUAGAAAAUUUGCAAACUAGAGUGGCCAUUCUUGAGGAAGUUCUUCCCCAGAUAUUAGAACAAAAGCAACCACCUAUCGGUAUCAGCGUAAUUCCUGCGGAUGACCAAGAUCAUUCUGGUGAUAAUCAGUACAAACGAUUUGGUUAAAAACUUAUUACAUAAAUCGUUUUCAACAUUACAAAGCCAUUGGUUUGCUAAUGUAGCAGCAAUUAUAGUGGUGAAAAGAAAAACUAAGUUUAAAGCAGAAUUAAUUAUGCACGCCUUGAAAUAAUCUCUAAAUUUCAAAAAUGCGUAUGAUUUCAAUAUUUUGCCAAUAAAGUGGGAAAAUAAAUCUUUUGAUAAAAUGCAUGCCAUGAC
Molecule: messenger RNA, 1556 nt
Organism: Stegodyphus dumicola
Lineage: Eukaryota; Metazoa; Arthropoda; Arachnida; Araneae; Eresidae
Molecular function (GO): protein binding
Source: RefSeq, a predicted model, not a curated record